UUCCGGUGGUCGGAGCGGAAGCAGUGGCGAGCGGCGCGGAGGGGCGGCGGCGGCCGAGUGGCUGACUACUGGGGCGGGCGGAGCCGAGGCCAUGGAGCUGCUGCUGCCGGGCUAGGCGGGGCCGGGCCCGUGGGGAUGUCGGGCUACGCGCGCCGCCCGGGCGUCACCCCGCUCUCCCGAGCCCGGAGCCUCGUCAUUCCGGACGCUCCAGCGUUGUAUGAGGGCCGGUCUUGCCUCCCCCAGCUAGACUGUGAGCGCCCCCGUGGCAGGGACCUGGACUCCCACUUCUUUGGCAUUCGGCCGACGUUUAUGUGCUAUGUGCCCAGCCCCGUGCUAGCUCCCGUGGGAGACACAGGCCGGUGGCCAGACCCUGGGAUUUCAAAGAUGACCAACGGUCCCUGCCCGCUGGGAGCUCACAGUCUGGUUUGGGGAGACCAACCUAGACACACAAUCCCAAUCCAGAGUGAUUUUGGCUAUGGAAAGGGGAAAUGUACUAAGCAAGGUCCAUCAGGAGCCCACGAGACACGUUUUGGAGAUGAUAAGCUUAAAGAUCUUGAAGAGGCAAAUCCAUUCUCCUUUAAAGAAUUCUUAAAGACCAAGAAUCUCAGUUUGUCCAAAGAGGAUACGCCCAACAGUAGGAUUUAUUCAAAGGAAGCCACGAGGCACUCACUGGGGCUCGAACACAACUCGCCGACUGCCCCGACCGUGGGGUAUGGCCUGGACUACCAGCAGCCAUUUUUUGAGGACCCGACAGGGGCCGGCGACCUGCUGGAUGAGGACGAGGACGAGGAUGACGGGUGGCAUGGGGCCUACCUGCCGUCGGCCAUGGAGCAGACGCACUCGCUAAGGGUGGCUGCCAGUGCGUCACCCUGUAGCACCUACGUGUCCUUUUUCUCCAACCCGUCGGAGCUGGCAGGGCCCGAGUCUCUCCCCACAUGGACCCUGAGUGACACUGACUCCCGGGCCUCCCCGGGGUCUCCAGCAAGCAGCACCACCGCCGAGUUCCCAGCCCACGGGGAGUCUGUGGGAGACCGGCACUUGCGGUCGCUGCAGAUAAGCUACGAGGCACUGAAAGAUGAAAAUUCUAAGCUAAGAAGAAAGCUGAAUGAGGUUCAGAGCUUCUCUGAAACUCAAACAGAAAUGGUGAGGACUCUGGAGCGGAAACUAGAAGCAAAGAUGCUGAAGGAGGAGAGGGACUACCAUGACUUGGAGUCGGUGGUGCAGCAGGUGGAGCAGAACCUCGAGCUGAUGACCAAACGAGCUAUGAAGGCAGAAAAUCACGUAAUGAAACUGAAACAGGAAAUAAGUUUGCUCCAGGCUCAGGUCUCUAACAUCCAGCAAGAGAACGAGGCCCUGCGGUCGGGCCAGGGGGCUAGCUUGACCGUGGUGAAGCAGAACACCGACGUGGCCUUGCAGAACCUCCGUGUCGUCAUGAACAAUGCGCACUCUUCGAUAAAGCAGCUGGUUUCUGGAGCAGAAACACUGAAUCUUGUUGCUGAAAUCCUAAAAUCUAUAGACAGAAUUUCUGAGAUUAAGGACGAGGAGAAGGAGGAAGACUCUUGAGAGCCUGGAAAUGCUUCCAGCCUGAAGCUCUGUUUACAUCGGAAAUCACUACUUGCUUUAUUUAGAGAUGUGAUUUUGUCUUUAAAUACGCAGCCUUCCCCUAUAGUAAACAUAUUUAUCAUGAGAUAUUAAUUUCAAGACCUGAAGCAGUGUCACUAGCCAGUUGUGAUCCGGGGUAGCCAUGAGGACACGAGUUGCACAGAGAGUUUAUAGGAAGUCCUCGUUGAGCAACUGUCUUGUCUUAUAGACUCUAAUAAGCUACUGGAACAACUUUUAUAAGAGCCAGUGAUUUUUUUUUAAUUACUAAACUUGAAAACAGCA
Choloepus didactylus (southern two-toed sloth) is the source of this 1884-nucleotide messenger RNA. RefSeq names its product endosome associated trafficking regulator 1 (gene ENTR1). Gene Ontology annotation, biological process: regulation of cytokinesis; positive regulation of protein localization to cilium; positive regulation of cilium assembly. Bases 136 to 1563 code for a protein of 475 amino acids. The transcript has 11 exons. Gene Ontology annotation, cellular component: midbody; ciliary basal body; recycling endosome. NCBI's taxonomy places the organism in Eukaryota, Metazoa, Chordata, Mammalia, Pilosa, Megalonychidae. The record is from RefSeq and is a predicted model, not a curated record.